Messenger RNA from Sphaerulina musiva SO2202, 923 nucleotides. RefSeq lists its product as uncharacterized. NCBI's taxonomy places the organism in Eukaryota, Fungi, Ascomycota, Dothideomycetes, Mycosphaerellales, Mycosphaerellaceae. The record is from RefSeq and is a predicted model, not a curated record. The transcript has 2 exons. The coding region runs from base 243 to 521 and encodes 92 amino acids.
GCAAGAACACCUGAAAGCACAUAGGGUUGCAAUAUUCUUGUUAUGAAAUCACGAAGCCAACGACCGAGGUGCUCCGAGCAUGCUUGCUUGAAUUCCCAUUGAAUCGCGCCAAUUGAUUAGAGGAGUUGUGACCAACGGCAGGCAUGGUCAGCUCGUCGUGAUGCCUUCAGCAUCCAGUAUGAGAGCCCAAAUGUCUCAGUUGCGUUUCUCUGUUCAGUCCCGACAUCGAGAGGUGCACGAGGAUGUCUCGUACAGCAGCACUAUCAGAUGGUCCUUGGAUUGAAAGACGCCCCCUUGGCCCAGUCAUGGCGCCCACUUACUUGAACGCAGCAGAUGACUUCUUAUCCACUUUCUCGAUCUCCCUUGCGAAGUCCUUGGGUGCAUCACGGAGGUGGUUCCGUGGAGCAGCGACCCUGGUUUUCCCUGAAAAGAGCUGCGUUCGACUUGUCGACAUCUCGGGACCACUUCAAUUGACGCUCGAUAGAAGUAGCCCCCUCCGCUCCGCACAGCUCAACACAUGAAGACUACGACUCGUACAUAGGCAAGGUCUCUGUGCAGUCCGGGUUGGGUGCUGGCUGGGCGAGGUCGCUGCGUACCGGGUGGAAGUAUUAAUCCGUGUGGCCCGAGUGGAUGUGGUCCCGAUGCUUGCCAUUGUACUUAGCUUAUGCUUGGUGGAAGUUCUUAGUCGGAGACGGACACGGCUAGGUAGUUCUGGUACUAUCUCGGUUGUCGACUUUAUACCACUCCAGAUGUGCGUGGAUUAUGUAGCUGGAGGCGAUGUUGUUGCGCGAGGGAGAACCUUGAAGAUUUCCCGAGUUCCGUGCCAAGCCUCGUCCUCAUCUCAUUUCGCGUCAUUCUCGCGUUUGUCGCUAUCCUUCUCUUUCUUUCUCUCUACAACUCACUCUUCGACACAACAUCACCAC